AUGGGGUCUGUGAUGUUUGCAGAAUUCAUCCUUCGACCACCCUCCCACUUCCAUCCCCUCAAAGCAGACAUCAGCUAUCAUGCAGACUUCAACCAUCAUCCCCUUCUUCCUCCUUCUCGCCUCCUCCUCCGCCCUCGUCCUCCCCCGCCAGGCUCCAUCCACCGCCGCCACAGCUGGUGGAGGCCCUCCCAACGGUCCUCCCCCCUCGGCAUCUCCCCCGGCGCCAUAGCCAACUUCUCCGGCGUCAACUUCCUCGAGAACCUGGAGUCGGCCUUCUUCCUCGAAGGGCUGCACAACCUCACCAAGUGGAACACGGACCACCGACACGACCACGCCAUCGACGUCGUCACGCGCGUGCAGGCGCAGGAGCUCAUCCACGUGCAAACGGCCGAGGGGAUACUGAAAGCGAACGGCGCGCCCACUUUCACGCCGUGCAAAUACACAUUCCCCGUCGGCAACGCGGACGAAUUCUACGCGCUGGCAAACAUCAUCACCUCCGUCGGCCUCGGCGCCGUCGUCGACGUCGUCGCGAGCCUCGCCCUCACGGACCCCGGGACGGUGCAAGGCCCCGCCUCCAUCCUGGCGAUCGAGGCCCGCCACGACGCCUUCUUCCGCCAGCGCUCCGUCAGCGACGUGCCCAACCCGGCCCCCUUCGACACCCGCAUCUCCGCCGCCUACGCCCUCAACCUCGCGGCGCCCUUCAUCGUCAAAGGCUCCUGCGCCGCCACGCCCGCUUUCCCCGUCAUCCCGGCCUUGACGGCAAAGGUCACCGGCAAGACGACCGGGAGCGGCGGACCGAUCAAGUUCGUCUUCGACACGACGGCUGUAAGCAAGAAAGAUCUGAGCAAGGGGUUGUACAUCGGCUGGGUGAACCAGGCGAACGUGGUCGACUACCAGCGCGCUACCGUUGACGGGGAGGGCGUGGUUACGAAACACAAAGGCGGAUGUCAACAGCUUGACUGCGGUGACGAUAGCGGGGCCGGCGCCGGUGCAGAUUUCUUGAAUCGAGAGCGAACUCCACGCAAGCACCAUCUUCACCUUCUCCUUGCUCUCCGCCCCGCCCCGCCCCACGCGCAGCCGACGCCGCGCGAGGACACCUACCGGAGCCUGCACGCUGGCCGUCGCGAUGAUGGCCGACCUGUGCGAUUACGCGUCGAUCGGGGACGCGGGGUUGAACGUGCGGGACGGGUGUUUGAGUAG
Molecule: messenger RNA, 1200 nt
Organism: Letharia columbiana
Lineage: Eukaryota; Fungi; Ascomycota; Lecanoromycetes; Lecanorales; Parmeliaceae
Exons: 4
Coding region: 1-1200 (399 amino acids)
Source: RefSeq, a predicted model, not a curated record